Messenger RNA from Callorhinus ursinus (northern fur seal), 1107 nucleotides. The record is from RefSeq and is a predicted model, not a curated record. Lineage: Eukaryota; Metazoa; Chordata; Mammalia; Carnivora; Otariidae.
AUGAAACCAAGCAACAAGAAUCACAAGAGAGCAACGAGGAGCUACGUGAGAGGCCGCCGAAGGAGCGAGCCCGGUGCGCUCUCCCCAGCGCUUGCUGUCCACGGGAGGGCCCGGGGCCGGACCCGGGGCGGAGGGUCCUCCUCGGUUAAGGAGCUCAUCCUUAUAACCUGGAUAGGGGCCGCGGGAGGGGGCGUAGCGCCUGCCCGGGGGAGCGGGGGGGUUUGCUCACCUCAGGGCCGGCCCCCGGGAAGGGGCUCACCUGGAGGCCGUCCUCAGGUAAAGAGCUCACCUCAGGCCCCGCCCCAAGUAGGGCCGGCGGGCGCGACGGAAGGCAGUCUCCAGGUUAAGGAGCUCACCUGGCGGCCAGCCCCGCUUGGGGACCGCGGGCGGGGACGGAGGACGGUGGCGGCGGCAGGUCCGGGAUCCCGGGCUGCCCCACCACGUGAGACCGGCCCCCGCACCCCUUCCGCCCGACGCCGGCGGCGCGGCGGGGCGGGGCGGCGCGCACGCCAGGCAUCGCCAGCAGAGCGCCGAGGCGCCUCGCCCAUUGGUGGAGACGGUUGCGCGUUGGAGGCCCGAGCGGCCCAGCCCGCGGCCCGCUCCGUGUCAGUCAGUCAUGGAGCGGCCGCCCAGAGCCGCCGCUGCGGGGGCGGCAGGGCGCGGGGUGCGGGGGCCCGGCUGAGCCGGCCGUCGGAGCGAGACCCUGCGGCAGAGACGACGGAGGCGGAAGCAACCCGAUCCCGGAGGCGGCGGCGGCGGGAGGAGCCGGAGCCGCCUGGGAUGUUCAGCGGGGCGCGCGCCCGCAGCUCCCGCCGGCGGGGCGGUGGGGGCGGGGCGGGCGGGCGGGGCCGGCUGUGCGCGGGCGCGGCGGCCGCGCCUCCGCCCUCGGCCUCCGAGUCCCAGGCGGCCGCGGGCGGCGUGGCCUGCAGUCGGCAGCUACACCUGGAAGGCUCCGCGUUCCUGCUUGGGGUGGGUCCUGCCGGGGUGGCUGCCGGGCACCCGCCGGGAAGGGGUCCUGAGCGCUGGGCAGCCGGGCAGGAGCACAGGUCCGAAUCUCCUUUUCAUUUAAGGAAAAAGGAAAUGCCUUUUGGCCGAACUCAAGAUUAA